GCCGUCGCUGUUCGUGGGUGAAAGUCCACACCGCUCCGCUCCGCUCGGCUUCGAUUUUAUUUGCCGCAUUUCGUAGAUACUUGAAGCGGAAAUCGCUCCUAUCGGAGAUGCAAUUGUAUCCCGUGGAUGACUGUGCCCGCCGCCAUCAAGUGUCACUUGAACGUUGUCAAAAUUGAAUUUACCGAGCGUUAGUAGUGAACAAAGGUCCUCCAAAUGGCCAUAACGAGUUUUGUUUCGGCCUUUGUCUGGUUUCGAUUUUCGAACGAAACUCAAGUGUCCUGCAGUGUGUUUUCCGGAAUCGACCAAAAGGUUUUGUAGAGAUACUUAAGUGCUAAGUGAACUCAUCAAAAUCAACGUAUAGUGAACUAUAUAUCAUCGGUCUGUUGAAAAUGCCUGGCAGGUAGACUUCUUCUACAUUUUCCUUUGCCGAAGGACCGAACGUCACAGCGAAUUUUCCUUCUGGCGAUGAGAGCUAAACAAAUGACACUCCUUUUUUGAGGGAUAGGGAUCGGAGACAUCAUCUUCCAUCUUCCAUCAGCAAUCGCAAUCGCAAGAGCAGAAUGUGUGCCAGCGACGUGGAACCUUUGGCUUCCUUCCACUGAGUGGCAGAAGGAGAUUCCUUAGACAGUCACCUCUGAUUGAAUCGAGAAUGGUGACAGUGGCGACGAAAACGAAAAGAAAAGCGAAGGAAAUGCGGAAAAACUCAAAGGAAAUGGCGGCGAAUCGGAGGCGAAAGAAGACAAUCGGCAUACUGACAUCGGGACUAAAAUCAGUAGUCAAGUGGAAAAUUAUUAUAUCAUCUAUAAUGUUGCUCUUAUUAAGUGGGACAAGUCACGUGCUGGCGGUGCGAAAGGGUCGCCUGAUGUCCCCCAGCACAUUCACCGCCCUCAGCGGGGACCUGCAUGUGCAGAUCCAGUUCAAUGGCAACGAGAUGUCCUCCCAGGAGCAGCAGAAUCGGCAGGAGAAGCUGGAGAAGAAGGAACCACCCAGCAGCGAGCACUUGAGCACUGACUGCCACAACUUGAGUUGCAGGAACAACACCAUAAUGAGCACUUUAGUCAUUAGCAAAAUCAUUGAUGAGCUCGAAGCGCCGCAGGAAAAGGAUUUAUCCCUCAUAACCACCCAGGAAACGAAUGCAACCGGUCAGGUGUUGCUGCAACGUCGUCGCAAGGAGGUCGUCCAGAACAUUCCCCUCUUCCCGGAUCCCCGAUUCAAUGUCACCCAGGUGACGGUUCCCUGCCAGACUUUCCUCAUCGGCGGUCGCUACGAGAUGCAGGUGGUUAGCAAUCUGAAAUCGGUGAACAAGAGCGAGGUGACCACCACUUUGGUGCCGGCACAGGAUGAGCGAUUGCUCCAGACCCUCGAUGUCCGGUGGCCCAGUGCCGAGAUGAUCGUGAGUCCAGUGCGACUGAGAACCUAUCCCAAGAAUCCCGUGGAGGUAACGCUGCGAUUUCCCGAAGUGAACUGCAAUCAGACGGGAAGCCUGCCACUGCCGGAAUUCUGGCUGGAACUGAUUUACUGCGGCAAGGAGCGCAGUUGCAGCCGGAACAUAACCCGUUCGAGUGUCCUUUUUGCGGAGCAAAUAAGGGGAUUCCCGAAGAACAAAACGCUUCGCCUGGGCUGCGAACUAUUCGGACUGGCGGGCAACUAUGCCGUGCAGUUGCGACCGAUGAUUCCCGCCCAGAAUGUCCCGACCACCCGGCGGCUGCUCAGCGUGGACUGGAGCGAUGAGUUCGUGUUCAAUGUGUACGCCCGCAGCAUUUUCCCCUGCGAUCCGCACACGGGCAUCGGUGUCCUGUACGAGUAUCCUGGCUGCAUCCUGGAGCAGGGCGACCGGGUGCGUCUGUAUGCCAAGCUGCGCGCCGAUGUCGCCUCGCUGAAGCCACCGACUUCGCUGCACUACGUCGCCGAGCAGCGGGUCGUGAAGAGCCAGCACUCACUGUACUUCGCCUGCGACCUCUUCUACGAGAAGUACGUCGAAUACUGCUUCGUGUACGUCAGCCAGGCAAUUUCCGGGGCCGUCGCCGAUGUCCGGAUGGACUGUGUGCCCACGUUGCCCGUCAGCGAUUCGGAUACCGGAGGCUGGGGACCUUGGAGCGAAUGGACGCCGUGUUCUACGAAUUGUCUGGGAGGAACCCGCAAUCGCUACCGAUUCUGCGAUUCACCACCCCCGCGAUAUGGCGCCAAGUUCUGUGAGGGACCCUCAGUGGAAACCCAAAAGUGUGGCAAGAGCAUCGCCGAUACUUGGGACUGCAUCUACGAGACUUCCGGUACAGUGGUAACCAAAGAAAACGGCACGGAGGUCAGCCAGGAAAUCGGACCAGGAUGUCGUUGCGGCUGUAUUGUGCACUUGGGAUCCUCGAAACCCAAACGAAUCAUUGCGGGGGCCACACAAAGUUGCCCUGGCCGUUCAUUUUGGUUAAUACAGGUGGAUGGCGAGGAAAGCAUUUCGCUGGCACUGAGUUUCCUUCGACUGCCGUGUGCCUCGCAGUACAUAAAAGUUCGCGAUGGUCCCUCGCUGUCCUCCACUCUGCUGGUGGAACUCAAUGGCGGGGGUCUGAUCCUCAAGGGAGUUGGCGUUCCGGUGUCCGUCGAAUCGAGUGGUGGCCCACUCCUGGUGGAAUUCUUCGCCGGCGAAGGACAUGCAACCAAUGCAACUGCCUCUGAUCAGCAGGGAAAUGCCGCCUGCACCGGUGGCUUUAUGGCCAAUGUGCAGCAGCUAUUGGCAAUAAGAAACCAAAACAGCAGCACCACACUGGUGGCCGCCACUCGUUUGUCCGGAAAAACUCGCUCCAUUUCCCAUAAAACUAUGUCGCGUCUUCGCUUUACUUUGGUUCAUCUGAGUGCCAUGAUUUUCGCCAGCAUAAUUAUCAUAAUUAGCGCUCUUUUAGGAGCUCAAUAUGUGGUGCGAUAUCGCAAAUACCAUCUGGCUGUCAGUCGACGACAGGACGAAGGCUCCCGACUUCACACUCCGAGGGCUUCGCUGAGUUCCCUGCAAGGACCUCCUUCACGAGCCAUGUCCACCACUACUCUACUUUCGGAGGUCAUCUAUAUGGUCAAAAUGCGACCUAAGCAUCAUCUUCGUCACUCAAUUCUUCGCGAGAGCGUGGAUGCCGAAAAUCUGACCAGCGAAACUGAGUUCAAGGAGUCGGAAUUGCCAGGAAUGUUGGCCAAGUGCUCCGAAGUUCAGGAGUUGGGGAGCUCAGCCUCCAUGCUCACUCUGCGCAACGAAAGAUCCUCUCCAGCGAGAUCUUUGGAAACCGGCAGCGUCAUAGGAUCCCCUUCCUCGGCUGAAGCGGAGUUGGCUGCAGUUCACAGCAGGACAGAUGGCUCCAAGGACUCACCCACCGAUGACCCCAUGGAGCCGCCGAGCUGCAAGGACAGUGCCAGGGACUCAGAGUCCAUCAUCUCCUCGGGAAUGAGCUCCCUGUGCAACAGUCCGCCGAUGAACAGCAAGCGGCUGAGCAAGUACUCCGAUCGCUACGAUGCGGUGACCCUGAAGUUGCUGUCCUCCAGAUUGGACGAGAGCCUCCAGGAUGCCAGCUCUCUGCACUCCGUGACCGAAUCCUUCCGACUGGGACGCCUGGGAUCCCGCAGUGUCAGCUCCUCCCUGACCAAUGGCUGCUAUUCCCCAGCCGCCAGCGUGGUGAGCACGGCAACAAUAAGGACGACCAGCAAUCCCAAGGAGUCCAAGGAGAAACAAAAUCGCAGGAAGCUGCUGGCUCGACCGGGAUCGGAGUUUUCCCUGGGCAAUCAGGAGGAACUGGAGCUGGACUACUACGAUUACAAUGUGAUCAACGCUGGAUCCGCACCAGGAUCCUACCUGGGCAUGGAUCCGGCAUACCUGGUAUGGAUUCCGCCCUUCGAAGAGGUGGCCGAACGGGAGGAGGAUGACAAGACUCCAGAACCCGAACCGGAUCCCGAAAGAGAGGAACGCGAACCCUUGUACGAGGAGAUAAAGAUGCCCAGAUAUGGACACUAUCUGAGUCCAGCCAGCAACACGGAGUCCAGUAAGUCCACCACAGCUGAUAAUACUCCCAGUUCCGAGGAGCGCUCUCCUCCGGACAGUGGACGUCCCUCCAAGGCAACUUCACCCUGCGAAGGAGCGGAAAAAGGUGGAAAAUCACUGCCGAAACAACCGACUCCUUUUAUGUCCAGGAAACAGAGACGCCAGUCCAAGCAGCAAAUGCAAUCUAAUUUAUCGUUGAGCGCCGGUUCACUGAAUCAAGAACAGCGUUCUAGUAAGAACACCAAGCCACUAAUUGAAAUUGCUGCAGUGCAUCAGAAACUGGAAACGGAACUCGAACCAAACGAAUCCAUGAACGGCUCUUAUAUCGAAAAGGAAACUGCCGUGGAGAAAUCAUCGGGGGAUCUGCAGGAGUUUCUUUCCCUCGACGACAUCCAGUUCGCCGAUGAAAGUGGCAGCGAUUACGAGGCUGUAAAUCUCAAGAAAGUCGCCCAAACGGAUCUCAAACUAAAUCAGGAUGAUGUUCGAUCCAAACUUUUGCGCAGAAAAGAGUCAAAGUCAAAAGAGGUUGCAGUGUAAUUCCACAAAAUGAAUAUUGUAAAUAAAAUCAGCACAAGGGCAGCUUAAGUUAAGUUUAGUUUAUGAUCUUGUAAAAUACGGGUAAUUAUAAUAUAUACAUAUGAAUGUCAGCACCAUGAGAAACGUAGACCACCUGGAGUAAUUGUGUUUUUAAAGCUUAGCCUUAAGCUAAUCUCAAUAAUAUGUAUACUUGAAAACCGAAAAGAAUGUAGAGCAAGCUCGUAUCUAGACUCAAAGCUCUUAUAAGGCUAAUCUGUUUAAUCUCUCGUUACAAUGUAUAUAUCUUAGCUAAGGUUCACUUAAGUAUUUAUUCAAAAGAAAAAAACUAUUGAUUUUGCAAACAACAUUUAUUUGGCAUUAACUUUGAAUUAGACAAUUGGAAUUACCAAAUUUUGUGAUCUUUAUUUUGUGCUUCGAAGCAUUGGAAAUUCUAGUCAAUAUGGUAGUCAAAAUUAAUUAGCAUUUUAAAAUCAAAAAAUGUUUUUUGUUUUAACCAGAAAAUAAGCCUUUGCAGCACCCUGACCUGUAAGUUAAGAAACGAAAUAAAAUACUUGUAUAGAUAAUAAAA
Messenger RNA from Drosophila ficusphila, 5114 nucleotides. RefSeq lists its product as uncharacterized. Gene Ontology annotation, cellular component: cell periphery. The coding region runs from base 650 to 4546 and encodes 1298 amino acids. The record is from RefSeq and is a predicted model, not a curated record. The transcript is spliced from 10 exons. NCBI's taxonomy places the organism in Eukaryota, Metazoa, Arthropoda, Insecta, Diptera, Drosophilidae.